AUGAGAGUUGCUGUAUGUCUGGUGGGCAAUUCCACGUUUAAGCUGAUAAAGAAGCAACAUCCUGAGCACAACAUUCGUUUGAACUUUAAAAAAUGGCAUAAUCGUGGUGUCCGUCACGGUGGAAUUGCCCUGGUAUUUCUAGCGAGCAGUUGCUUGGGCUGCAUUUUGGAGGAUCUAAGAAAUGAUGUGAAUGUUCUGAACAGUACUUCUAGUCAACUGGAAGUAGAUGUGAAACAAGUGCAGACGAAUUUAGAGAAUGUAGAAAAGAAACUGAACGGCAGCAUAACUACAGUUUCGGAACAGUUGGAGCAAAAGUAUGACGCAGUGACAGACGAGAUUGCAUCAAAUGCAGAAAAUCAUUUGAAACUGGAGGAAAAAGUUGACGAUAUAAAAAAGGAACUGAACACGACUAUCACACAGCUACACAUGAAAGUAGGUCUUGUUGAAGAGAACUUGGAGAAGAAAUAUGAGGCACUCGAUAACAAUCUACAGGCAAUCAACAAAAACCUGACUAAUCUUGAUGGCGUAGUGGAGGAACUUCAAGAAGAUAUGGAGGACAAGUUCGAAAAGGUUCAAGAACAUUAUGAGGGAGAACUUGUGGAGUUGGAGAACAAACUAGAAGCACUCGAAGAAACCCAAGUCAAAUUGGAGAAACGAAUUGGAGAACUUGAAGCAGACAAGGACAAUGAAAAUGGUGGAACAUGGCGUCUGGGAAUGAACAUAAAUCCAUCUGAUGGACACAUAUUUGGAUACACUGUUGGGUGGGCAACAGGAGACAACAUUGGAAGUGAGGAAGAAGCCCUGACUAAGGACUAUCUGAGUGGAGGAGUUUGGGAUGAACCAGCUAAAUACAUCGCUAUUGUCAGACAUCAACAGGGCGUCCUGGACGCUGUCAAGGUCUUCAAGUUCAGAUACUGGGGCGCUUCUCUUUAUACCAGGUUCGGAACCAAGAACCAGAACCCUGGCAGACAGAUAGUAACAAAAGGAGGACCUAUCCAGGAAUCUAUCUCAGUAAACGCCACAAACUUGGAAGAUGACCCAAUCUUCUCUGUGGACGGAGACUUGGCUUUCAACUGGGCGUUUGGUGAUAACGGCUGCAGAAUAGUCCUCACUGGAGGACACCUCUCUGGAGCUAAUGAAAAUGACGAUAACACUCACGGACUUGGAAACAACUACUACUGCAACCCAAUAACCAACAACAGAUUCAGUACUAGCAGGACAGCUGACGCCUCUGUCAUCCAGGAUUGCAGCUGGAAGAAUGGCUGCAGAGAAGAUGAUGUUAAAGUUCAGGGUAAGGACCACGGGCACAAGUACAAGAACGGACCAGUGUACGGUAACUAUGCUAUCUACGUGUCAAUGGAGGCUGAGUCCUUCCCUCAACCAGGCUACACGCUGGAUCUUGAAAUUGAGAUGUAAAUUAAAACUCUCGAUGAUUCUUAGUUGGGUUUAAGA
Molecule: messenger RNA, 1452 nt
Organism: Bolinopsis microptera
Lineage: Eukaryota; Metazoa; Ctenophora; Tentaculata; Lobata; Bolinopsidae
Exons: 4
Coding region: 1-1416 (471 amino acids)
Source: RefSeq, a predicted model, not a curated record